CAUAACACAACACAACAUAACACAAAACAUGCCUUCACUCUCCGAAGCCUUUCGAGCUCAUCCUGUCUACCUUCACCACAAGCACUCUGACUUCAACUCUCUGCAACACAAACUCCCAGAUUCUUACGCAUGGACACAACCAGAUUCUCAUGCUUACGCUGAUACAAAUUCUGAUAACAACACUGUCCCCGUCAUCGAUUUGAAGGACCCUAAUGCACCCAACCUCAUAGGACAUGCAUGCAGAAGAUGGGGCGUCUUCCAACUCGUCAACCAUGGAGUCCCAUUCACCCUCUUCACUGACAUUCAGAGAGCUUGCCUUGCCUUGUUCUCUCUUCCUCUUCACCAGAAGCUCAAAGCUGCUCGCUCCCCCGACGCCGUCUCCGGCUACGGCCGCGCUCCCAUCUCCUCCUUCUUCCCCAAACUCAUGUGGUCUGAGUGCUUCACCAUUCUCGAUUCCCCUCACCACCUUUUUCUCCAACUCUGGCCCCAAGACCAUGCUAAAUACUCUGAGAUUGUGAAGGACUAUGAAGCAGCCAUGAAAGAAUUAGCGGCGAAGCUAAUGCGCCUUGUGUUAGCUUCACUCGGUAUUUCAAAGGAGGACGUUAAAUGGGCCGGGCCCAGAGGUGAAUUCAACGGGGCUUGCGCGGCCUUACAUUGGAAUUCUUACCCGAGUUGCCCGGAUCCUGAUCGGGCCAUGGGUCUGGCGGCCCACACGGACUCCACACUGCUCACGAUUCUGCACCAGAACAACGUGAGUGGGCUUCAGGUUCUGAAGGACGGUGAAGGGUGGGUGGCGGUUCCGCCGCUUUCCGGAGGGCUUGUGGUCAACAUUGGCGAUCUGCUCCACAUUUUGUCGAACGGGUUGUACCCGAGUGUACUGCACCGGGUGCGGGUGAACCGGAGCUGGCAAAGGUUCUCGGUUGCUUAUCUAUAUGGGCCCCCAAGAAACGUGGAGGUUAGUCCAAAUGAAAAAUUGGUAGGCCCAGGUAGGCCCUGUCUUUAUCGAUCGGUGAGUUGGAAGGAGUACCUUGGUAUCAAAGCAAAGCAUUUCAAUAAGGCUCUCUCUGCUGUUAGAAUUUCGUCCUCUAUUAACGGUUUAUUUGAUGUAAAGGAGGUUCAGAACAACGACUUUCACGUGGGCUAGAUACAUAGCCUCAGCCCAUAGCCCAUAGCCCAUAGCCCGUAGCAUAUAGCCAUGAACUUUUUGACCCUUCUUGGUCAAAUCUUGUACCUUCCAUUAAAAGGCAAUCAGAAAAAAUAUUAUAAAAU
Vigna radiata var. radiata (mung bean) is the source of this 1269-nucleotide messenger RNA. Its product is annotated as gibberellin 3-beta-dioxygenase 1-like. Gene Ontology annotation, biological process: gibberellin biosynthetic process; response to light stimulus. Lineage: Eukaryota; Viridiplantae; Streptophyta; Magnoliopsida; Fabales; Fabaceae. The transcript has 2 exons. The record is from RefSeq and is a predicted model, not a curated record. Bases 29 to 1144 code for a protein of 371 amino acids. Gene Ontology annotation, molecular function: gibberellin 3-beta-dioxygenase activity.